GUUAGAGUUUCCCCCGGUCUCCAGUAAAGUGGAGCAGCAGAAGAUCCAGCUCUGAUCAGCAGCUCCACACCUCUGUACUCAGACUGCUCUGCUGGAGGAACACCAUCAGCUCACCUGCUGCAGAAAUGAAUGCUGUCCUGUUCCAAGUCUUCUCUUGAACCCAGUGUCAACUUUUGUACCUGUAUGAAGUUUAGCUUCACAGAUACAAUCAAAAGAUUUCACAAAUAUAUUACGCUGCUGAAAGAAGGGGAGAACAUGGCAUCCAGAGAAAUCUCCAAUACUCAUCAAACACCCUCUUCUACACCUCACACACAAAUGCAGAAAAGUACAAACAAGAAGAAAAAUCACCACUGCUCAGACUGUGGGAAGAGUUUUAGUAAACAAUGUCAUCUCCAUGAACACCAGCGCAUUCACACUGGAGAGAGACCAUUUCAGUGCUCAGACUGCGGGAAGAGUUUUAAUUAUCACAUUGUUCUGCAGCGACACCAGCGCAUUCACACUGGAGAGAGACCGUUUCACUGCUCGGACUGUGGAAAGAGUUUUAUUACACAUGGUAACCUCAAAACACAUCAGAAUAUUCACACUGGAGAGAAACCGUUUCACUGCUCAGCCUGUGGGAAGAGUUUUAAGGAUCAAAGAAAUCUCCAGCAACACCAGCGCAUUCACACUGGAGAGAAACCAUAUUAUUGUUCGGAAUGUUGGAAGAGUUUUAGUCAACAGAGUACUCUCCAUCAACACCAGCGCAUUCACACUGGAGAGAAACCGUUUCACUGCUCGGACUGUGGAAAGAGUUUUACUCAACAGGGUAACCUCAAAACGCAUCAGCGCAGUCACACUGGAGAGAAACCGUAUCACUGCUCAGACUGUGGGAAGAGUUUUAAGGAUCAAAGAAAUCUCCAGCGACACCAGCGCAUUCACACGAAAGAAACCAGACUGUGCUCAGAGUGUGGAAAGAGCUUCACAUCCUCACACACAUUAAAGAGACACAGGUGCAUUAAGAAAAAAGUGCAGUGAUAAAUCUAAAACCAUUUCACAUAUUAUACCAUAUUCCAAAAUACAGGUUUCAAGAGAAACCUGUUCAUUUAAACCAUUUCUGUAGCAAAUUUGUAAACCAAAACUCCAGAAAGUCCAGCCUACUGUCCAUACAUUUAAGAUCUUCCCAACCCAAAUACUGUCAGCAGUGUUCCUACAGAAAAUCUUGAUGGAUGGAAUCCUGAAAGCCCAGGAAGAGUUUACUGUAAAUUACAUUGACGGUGUAGUGAUCUAUAGCCCCACAUGGGAAGAUCACUUGGUGCAUUUCAGUGGUGCUUCAGAGAAUUAGAGAGGCAAGACAGACCAUUUAAUGCUGCAAAGUGUAGCACACCUUAAAGAUGACUAUUUGCCUUGAUGAGGAAGCUGAAGUUCGAGGUGAUGGACAAGUAUUUUUCCAAAAGGGUAAAGGCAGUGCUAGAUGUUACUAGUGGUCACACAAAAUAUCGACACUUUAGUCACAAUUUAGACAAAUUCUGUGUGGAGUUUACUUACUUGUGUUGCCAGCUAUUUAGACAUUAAUGUCUGUGUUGAGACCAUAGACUGUGUAUAGCUAGACAGAGCAUCGUCUCUCAAAAGUGAAGCCACCAAAAAACAGACAACUUUCAAUCACGUUUUUCCCCAAAAUACUGUAAUUCUAUCUCCAUUAUUUAAAUGCAACAGCUAGUGUAACUUCUGCUUAUAUUGUCACAUUUGUAUAUCCCUACAGAAUUUGUUUUUUUAAUGUUAUUCAGCUCUAUUCAAAAAGGUAUGAUUGUAAUAAAAGGGCUGGGUUACACCUAGCCGGGGUGGGACUAAUGAAUGUAUGGGUCGGUUUCCGGAUUGCCAACGUGUCAGAAGAUUUCGGCUUUCUUUUUCAUUGAAUGAAAGGGAACGGCGACACGGCGUCCAUCUUUUUUACAGUCUCUGGUUGAGACAGAAGACCUAUACUGUUAUACAGGCUGUACACUGUGACUAUUCUAAGUCAUAUUCAAGUUUAAUUUAUAUAAUGUCUCUAGAAAAGAUAUAAUAAUGAAAUCUGAGGGGUGUAAUCACUUUUGUUGGACAUUGUUUGUGUUAUUUUGUUUUCAUUAUGUUAAUUGCUAGAUUUGUUGGUGCAAAAUUAUUCACCCUUUUUGUGUUAGUGCGGAGAGUGAAUAAGGUUCCUGACAGUUCGGUGCCAAUUUAAGAGAGAACUACUGCUUGUCUCAGGGAUAUUUCUGUUUCUCACUGUUGAAAUAAAAUUGCAAAUGGAA
Molecule: messenger RNA, 2264 nt
Organism: Astyanax mexicanus (Mexican tetra)
Lineage: Eukaryota; Metazoa; Chordata; Actinopteri; Characiformes; Acestrorhamphidae
Product: gastrula zinc finger protein XlCGF7.1
Exons: 2
Coding region: 130-1014 (294 amino acids)
Biological process (GO): central nervous system development; regulation of transcription by RNA polymerase II
Cellular component (GO): nucleus
Molecular function (GO): RNA polymerase II cis-regulatory region sequence-specific DNA binding; DNA-binding transcription factor activity, RNA polymerase II-specific
Source: RefSeq, a predicted model, not a curated record